AUGUCACCUUCUGCGGUUACUUUGGAAACACAGGGGAUUGAUGCUGCUUCAAACCCCAAAAUCGUAUCUUCAUCUCCAUCGUUUGCGGAGGCGCAAGCUUCAACGGCCAUCGAUGACAAGGCAAAUGGAGAUGGCGUGGCUCAAAACAAAUCUUCUUUACCAUUCAGACCUACUCCUCAGCCCUCUUUCGAAAUAGAAGACCACCCAGUCGAUAUUGUUAAACCCCUGAAGGUUGCAGUUAUUGGUGCUGGUCUUGCUGGAAUCAACGCAGGUAUUCUUUUACCUGCUAAGGUGCCUGGAAUUCAACUUACAAUUUUCGAGAAGAAUGCCGAUGUUGGUGGGACUUGGUUUGAGAAUAUCUAUCCCGGGGUUCGUUGCGACAUACCUGCAAACGUAUAUCAAUCAACAUUUGAGCCUAAUACCCAAUGGUCCGAAGAAUAUGCACAAGGAAAGGAAAUCAGAGAAUACUGGCAGAAGGUUGCAAGAAAGCACAACGUAUACAAUUACCUCAAAUUUAAUCGCAAGAUUGCUGGGGCAGUCUGGGAUGAGGAGAAUGCACAAUGGACAUUGAGUAUCGAGAAUGUUGAGAACGGAGAUAUAACGGAAGAGCAAUUCGAAGUAGUCAUUACGGCAAUCGGUAGAUUUAAUGCUUGGAAACUCCCAGACUACCCUGGUAUCGGCGAUUAUAAGGGACAUCUUCGACAUUCUUCAAAUUGGGACCCAAACUUUGAUCCUACGGGUAAAACUGUCGCGGUCCUUGGAAAUGGUGCUAGCGGCUUGCAAGUGGUUCCAAACCUUCAGAAAGUUGUGAAGCAUUUAGACCAUUAUGCACGUAGCAAGACUUGGAUUGCGGGAUCUUUCGGUGGUGAAGGUGAAGGUAGAAGAUUGGAACCAAAUUAUUUUCCUCCAGAUCUCCUCAAAUCAUUCGAGGAUCCAGAAACGUAUCAAAAAUUUCGAAAAGAGCUUGAGGGAAAAUUCUAUGGUCGAUUUGCCGCUCUAUUCAAAGGAACAGAAGAUAACAAGAGACUAGAAGAAGAUUUUCGAAAGUUGAUGGCAGAACGUUUAAAAAAGAAGCCAGAGUUAUUGGAUGCUAUUGUUCCGGACUUCGCGCCAAAUUGUCGUCGUUUGACUCCUGGACCUGGCUAUCUAGAGGCUUUGACCGAGGAAAACGUCUCUUUUAUUCAAACUCCUAUCGAGAGAUUUACCGAGGAAGGUAUUGUUACAAUUGAUGGUGUCGAAAGAAAGGUCGAUGCAGUAAUAUGCUCCACCGGAGCAAAUAUUGAUAUGCGACCACCAUUUCCAAUUGUUGCAUUCGGUCAUAAUCUACGUGAUGCAUGGGAUCCUGACCCUCUUACAUAUCUUGGAGUCGCAUCGCCUUCCUUCCCCAACCUUCUCUUUGUCUCCGGACCCAAUGCUCAUGGAACAAGUGGUACAGUUCCAAACCAAACCGAAACACAAAUAACUUACUUGGCCAAGAUACUGCGAAAAGUUAGCCAGCAGAGCAUCAAGACCUUCGUCCCAUCCAAGGAGGCGACAAAUGAUUUCAUCGCUUAUAGUGAUGCUUUCUUUCCCAGAACAGUAUGGACAGAUAAUUGUAAAUCUUGGGCAAACUCUGGCAGACCAGGAGGAAGAAUUCAUGGUCACUGGCCUGGAAGCGCAUCGCAUGUUAAUUUUAUAAGAAAAGAUCCCAGGUGGGAAGAUUGGGAAUAUACCUAUAAAUCCAAAACUGGAAAUAGAUUUGCAUAUCUAGGAAAUGGUUGGACGGUAAAGGAGACGAUUGCGGGUAGUGACUUGACUCCAUAUCUCAAACGCCCGGAUCAGAUCGAUUUGAGAAGUUAUCAUGAAGAAUGGUUUGAAGGCUUAUAG
This is a messenger RNA of Botrytis deweyae, 1866 nucleotides long. RefSeq lists its product as uncharacterized. Gene Ontology annotation, molecular function: N,N-dimethylaniline monooxygenase activity; NADP binding; flavin adenine dinucleotide binding. NCBI's taxonomy places the organism in Eukaryota, Fungi, Ascomycota, Leotiomycetes, Helotiales, Sclerotiniaceae. The record is from RefSeq and is a predicted model, not a curated record. The transcript has 2 exons. The coding region runs from base 1 to 1866 and encodes 621 amino acids.